UACUCUCUUGUAGUAUUUCUGCAGUCUCUAAUACUCUCUUGUAGUAUUUCUGCAGUCUCUAAUACUCUCCUGUAUAUUUCUGCAGUCUCUGACCAUCUCCUGUAUAUUUCUGCAGUCUCUGACCAUCUCCUGUAAUAUUUCUGCAGUCUCUAAUACUCUCCUGUAGUAUUUCUGCAGUCUCUGAUCAUCUCUUGUAGUAUUUCUGCAGUCUCUAAUACUCUCUUGUAGUAUUUCUGCAGUCUCUGACCAUCUCCUGUAAUAUUUCUGCAGUCUCUGGCCA
Messenger RNA from Staurois parvus, 280 nucleotides. NCBI's taxonomy places the organism in Eukaryota, Metazoa, Chordata, Amphibia, Anura, Ranidae. The record is from the annotation of a GenBank genome assembly.